AUGUUCUCGUAUACUCCAUCGCCCGCAUUCCAAACCGCUGCAUCCUACCUGUCCAAUGCACCGGCAUUGUCGCAGGUGUCGAACACCGUGAAAUUGGAGCUCUACGGCCUUUUCAAAUUGAUUACAGUCUCACCUUCGCCCAAUACAUCUCGCCCGUCAUUUUUUGACAUGACCGGACGGGCUAAAUGGGAUGCAUGGGUACAAGCGAGCCGGGACUAUGACGGACGCUUAGACGAUGCGGAGAAAAGAUAUUUGGAUAUCGCAAGCAGUCUAGGAUGGAAGAAAACUGAGUCUGGAGAAAGUGAAGGCGCACCUAGCGCGGAACAGGAGAGCCGGACGUCAGAGAGCGGUAGGCCCGGAGGCAGCGGCUCUGGGAUGGGUGUUUCUGUGAGCAUCAUUGCGCCACCGGCACUGGACAAAAAUGAGGAGGGCACAGUGCAUGGAUUCGCAGUUCAAAAUGAUGCUCAGGCGCUAUCUGAGUUCUUAGAACACAAUUCAAAUGCUGAUCUCAAUGCGAAAGACGAAUUUGGUUAUACACCAUUACACUUAGCGUGCGAUAGAGGGAACCUGCCCAUUGUAGAACUACUGUUGGCGAAGGGGGUUGACACAAACAUCAAGGAUCCCGAUGACUUCGAGGCUGUAGAAUUGGCAAGAAUCGCCGGUCAUGAUGACAUUGUUGCGACACUAGAAAGAGGUAGCUGA
This is a messenger RNA of Heterobasidion irregulare TC 32-1, 702 nucleotides long. RefSeq lists its product as uncharacterized. The coding region runs from base 1 to 702 and encodes 233 amino acids. The record is from RefSeq and is a predicted model, not a curated record. Gene Ontology annotation, molecular function: protein binding; fatty-acyl-CoA binding. NCBI's taxonomy places the organism in Eukaryota, Fungi, Basidiomycota, Agaricomycetes, Russulales, Bondarzewiaceae. The transcript has 4 exons.